Molecule: messenger RNA, 5474 nt
Organism: Triplophysa rosa
Lineage: Eukaryota; Metazoa; Chordata; Actinopteri; Cypriniformes; Nemacheilidae
Product: 2-oxoisovalerate dehydrogenase subunit beta, mitochondrial-like
Exons: 3
Coding region: 2094-3251 (385 amino acids)
Biological process (GO): response to nutrient; branched-chain amino acid catabolic process
Molecular function (GO): catalytic activity
Source: RefSeq, a predicted model, not a curated record
CUAUAACCAGUGCCCUGGACAAUACUCUUGCAAGUGAUCCCACCGCAGUCAUUUUUGGUGAAGAUGUCGCUUUUGGUGGGGUUUUCCGAUGCACGGUUGGACUGAGAGAUAAAUAUGAGCCUAAGCAUCUGAUGAGCGUCUCCAGAUCUUUGCUGAUCCUAUCCUGCUGGAAAUCUACGACGUGGUGCAGCGGACGGUCCCUUCCUGCAGCGACUUUCCCCUGGGCGUCUCGGCAGUUCCGGAAGUGUCUGAGCAAUUCUUUUUUUCUAAAAGAGCAAAUUUCUCCAGCGUGGCAUGUCCCGCUGUUCUCUUGGGUGCGACGCGCUCAUUGAGGAAGGGGAUGGACACGAUGUCUGUCUCAGGUGUUUGGGUCUCCGGCACGCUGAGGCAGCCUUCGUGGAUACAUCCUGCCUGCACUGCGGGCGGAUGCCUAUCCAGACGUUGCGGUCACGGGUGGCGGUAUUCUUCAUGGAUAAAGCCACCACCUCGUCUGUUACCCGAUCCGUGACGGCAGUGACUACGGCCCUGCCGCCCGCUUCGGUUAACACCGGGGGUGAUAUGGGGAUCACUGUGAAUGUUAACCCGCCAGCCGCAGGCUCACGGACCGUUCACACCCCGUCUCGCUCGUCUGACCAUCCCUUAAAAGACGGUCCUACCCCGUCUUGUUCCUCCGCCACGUACUCGGAAGUGCGUGACGAAGAUGAGAUGUCGAUCACAGUAUCAGAGGGCGAUCUUUUGGCAUCCGACCCCGACGAUUCCUCGGAGCUCCCUCCCCCGGGGGGUCGAGCCCAGGAAGAAGAGGACGUUGAGAUGUCAACCAUGCUUUUCCGGGCCGCCGCGAGCAUUGGGCUGCAGUGCACAGCACCGCCUUUACCCCAGCGCUUGCGGUUGGAUACGUGGUACCUGGGGUCUGAGCGCGGCUCCAAGCCGCGCCCAGCUCCGGUCCCGUUCUUCCCGGGGUGCAUGAGGAGCUGAGUAAGACUUGGAACGCGCCCCUCACAGCCCGUUCCAAUCAGAAAGGCUCAGUCGCCCUUACUUCCCUCGAUGGUGGGGCGGCCAGGGGCUAUGUCGAGAUCCCCCAGAUGGAGCGUGCUGUCGCGGUGCACCUGUGCCCGCAGACAGCGGCCACCUGGAGGGCUCGGCCUAGACUCCCAUCCAAGGCGUGUAAGUUUUCGGCAUCUUUGGUGUCGAAGGCUUACACGGCUGCGGGUCAGGCCGCCUCCUCCCUCCACGCCAUGGCCAUCCUGCAGGUCCAUCAGGCCAAGGCGUUGAAGGAGCUCCACGAGGGCAAGACCGACCCAACGGUAAUGCAGGAACUCCGUACCGCCACCGAUCUCGCUCUACGGGCGACUAAGGUGACGGCACGGGCCUUGGGUCGGGCGAUGUCCACCAUGGUGGUCCAAGAGAGGCACCUCUGGCUCAACCUUGCGCAGAUGCGGGAUGCUGAGAAAGUUCGCUUUCUCGACGCCCCCAUCUCGCAGGGAGGGCUGUUUGGUGACACCGUUGAGGAUUUCUCUCAGCAGUUCUCGACGGUGAAGAAGCAGACGGAGGCAAUCAGACACAUCCUGCCCCGCCGUGACUCGGUCGCCGUCAGGCCUUCGAGAUCCCGAGCGGCGUCUGCUUCCCAGCAGCCUCGGCCCUCUUCGACUCCGGUUCCGGCUCCAGUGCCCCCUUCUCAGGCUGCCUCCUGGAAAAGGACGUCAAAGAGGAAACCGCCUCCCCAUCAGCAGCCGUCACGGAAGCAGAAGCGGCCCUGACGGAGAGACCCCAGGGAGAUUGAGACUACCACCGGGCCCGAUCCCAGCCACUCCAUCGCUGGGUCGGAUAGGGACGGUUCCUGCCCCGUCCUACCAUCAGCUGGUCCCCCCUGGGGGGCCAGCGCCCACUUCCUCACAAAAGCUCAGCUUCCCAAUCUGUCAGGCUGGCUGAGGAAGACGAUCUGUCUCGGCUACGCGAUUCAGUUCGCUACACGUCCGCCCAAGUCCCGGGGUGUCCUUUUUACCUCAGUCAGAGGCAGGGAUGCCCCCGUACUGUGGGCGGAGGUCGCCUCCCUUCUGGUGAAGGGAGUGAUCGAGCCCGUCCCACCGGCCGAGAUGUUCAGCGGGUUCUACAGCCCGUACUUCAUUGUCCCCAAGAAAGGCGGAGGGUUGCGCCGUAUCUUGGAUCUGCGUGUUCUGAACAGACACCUACACAAGCUGCCUUUCAGGAUGGUCACGCAGAAGCGCAUCCUGACGUCCGUCAGGCGUCAGGACUGGUUCAUGGCAAUCGACCUGAAGGACGCGUACUUUCAUGUCUCGAUCCUCCCUCGACACCGGCCGUUCCUGUGGUUCGCGUUCGAGGGACGGGCAUAUCAGUACAGGGUCCUCCCCUUCGGUCUGUCCCUGUCUCCACGAGUCUUUACGAAGGUCGUGGAAGCCGCCCUCCUUCCCCUCAGGGAAGAAGGUGUGCGGGUACUCAACUAUCUCGACGACUGGCUCAUCUUGGCUCACUUGCAAGAUCUGUUGUGUACACACAGGGACCUGGUGCUCCGGCACCUAGAUCGGUUGGGACUACAGGUCAACUGGGAAAAGAGCAAGCUCUCCCCUGCGCAGAGCAUCUCCUUUCUCGGUAUGGAACUCGACUCCAUCUCCAUGACAGCGUGCCUGGUCAGUGUUACACUGCCUGAAGCAUUUCAGGCAGCCAGCGGUCUCCCUGAAACAAUUUCAGAGGCUCCUGGGGCACAUGGCAUCCUCGGCGGGGGUGGUCCCCCUCGGGUCGAUGUACAUGUGACCGCUCCAACACUGGCUACAGAGUCGAGUUCCUUGGAGAGCGUGGCACACCAGCAGCAGGCGUAUGGUCAUCACGCCUUUCUGCCGGCGCACCCUGACCCCUUGGUCGUCUAUAGCCUUCCUACGGGAGGGGGUCCCCCUAGGGCAGGUAUCAAGACACGUCGUGGUAAUGACGGAUGCCUCCCUUCAGGGCUGGGGUGCUGUGUGCAACGGGCACGCAGUGUCGGGGCAGUGGAAGGGCCCCCGCCUGCGUUGGCAUAUCAACUGCCUAGAGUUGUGGGCUGUGCUACUUGCACUGAAGAGGUUCCAACCCUUCGUACAGGGCAGGCACGUGCUGGUCCGGUCGGACAGCACAGCUGCCGUGGCGUAUAUCAACCACCAGGGUGGUGUUCGUUCACGGCAGCUAACACGACUCGCCCGACGCCUCCUCCUGUGGAGUCAGCAGGUGAUCAGCUCCCUGCGAGCCAUACACAUCCCGGGUGACCUGAACCAGACAGCACACCGGCUCUCUCGUCAGUGGUCACCUCGCGGAGAGUGGCGACUCUACCCUCACGCGGUUCAGCUCAUAUGGGAGCAGUUCGGCCAGGCGCAGGUGGACCUGUUUGCCUCCCCGGACACCACCCAUUGUCCGCUUUGGUACUCCCUAUCCAACGGUCCCCUCGGUACGGAUGCCCUUGCGCACAGCUGGCCGUGGGACAAGAGGAAGUACGCCUUCCCCCCAGUGAGCCUCAUUGCACAGACCCUGUGCAAGGUCAGGGAAGAGGAGCAUCAAGUGCUACUAGUUGCGCCCUAUUGGCCCAACAGGACUUGGUUGUCAGAGCUGGUGCCCCUGACAACAACCCCCCCUGGCCGAUUCCCCUGAGGAAGGACCUCCUUUCUCAGGGGAAGGGCACGUUUUGGCAUCCCAGGCCAGACCUCUGGAACCUCCAUGUCUGGCCCCUGGACGGGACGAGGAGAUCCUGAGCGACCUACUCCCGGCGGUGGUAGAGACCCUCACACAGGCUAGGGUCCUGGCCACUAGGAGAUUGUAUGCCUUCAAGUGGCGCAUCUUCUCGUCCUGGUACUCUUCUCACUGAGAAGACCCACAGAGAUGCUCGAUCAGGUACGUACUGUCCUUUCUCCAGGAGAGACUUGAGAAGAACCCCUUCCACACUGAAGGUGUAUGUUGCCACUAUAGCCGCACAUCACGAUCCAGUUGCUGGUAAGUCUCUAGGAUAGCACGACCUGGUCACCAGGUUCCUGAGGGGCGCGAGACGGUUGAAUCCGCCUAGCCCGCGCCCCGUACCCUCUUGGGACCUCAAAGUGGUCCUGGAGGGCCUCCAGAGGCCCCCCUUCGAGCCCCUAGGAGAGGCCGAUCUUUCUCGCCUGUUGAUAAAGACGGCCCUCCUGGUAGCGCUCGCCUCCUUCAAGAGGGUAGGGGACCUACAAGCAUUCUCUGUGACCUCGGGUUGCCUAGAAUUCGGGCCUGGAGACUCUCACGUUAUCCUAAGACCACGGCCCGGCUACGUGCCCAAAGUUCCCACCACUACCUUCCGGGACCAGGUGGUGAACUUGCAGGCGCUCCCCACCGGGGAGGAAGACCCAACCCCUUCCGUGUUGUGUCUAGUACGCGCACUGCGCCUCUACUUGGACCGCACGCAGAGCUUCAGAAGCUCUGAGCAGCUCUUUGUCUGUUUUGGAGGUCAGCAGAAGGGGAGAGCUGUCUCCAAACAGAGACUGGCGCACUGGAUCAUGGAUGCCAUAUCCUUGGCAUACCGGUCGCAAGAUCGCCCCUGCCCCUUAGGAGUUAAGGCGCAUUCCACUCGGGGUGUCGCCUCCUCGUGGGCACUGGCUCAGGGCGCCUCUCUGUUCUAGGUUCUACAACCUCCGCGUUGAACCGGUGUCAGCCCGCGUCCUGCAGGGCAACAGGUAGGACCGGCAGCCGUUGGGCGUACGCCUGCGUAAGCCCUUCCCCCUCCGGGGGGAGCAGUGGAGAUCCCUCCUCACUUCUUUCCCCUCGGGUAAAGAAUAGGCAUUACAUCCAUCUCUAAGCACCCUUCCAGGGGACAGGCCGGGGAACAGUUGAGUUAUCUCCCAGAUAGCUCUAACCGGACCUAGUGCUCCAGACGUGGUAACCCCCCCCUCCGUGGGCUGUUCCGUCUGAUGUAUCCUCAUGAAUGGUUCCCACCUUGGCAACCCAUUACCUCCCCAGGUGGACUCCCACCUUGCGGUUAACUCCUGCAGUCCGCACAUUCUUCCCAUGAGUUCUCCCUGAUGGUGAGACCAUGUGGUGUCUCCACUAAUUCCUCCCUACGGUAGGUAGUGGCCUCUGCAGCGUUUUUCCCCCAGGGGGAAUAAUGCUUACCCAGUGGCCCGUACGGUGCCUGGCGGAUUCUCGCCAUUUAGAGAAUUAGGCCUCCGCCCGUGACGGCCGGUGUUAGGGGCUUCCCAACUUUUGUAUAAAGCUCUGGGUCCCCCUUCCUCUCCACUGGAAGGUCAUAAUUUUGCGUAGUGUGUUCGUCUGACUCGCCCAGGCCAGUCAACGUCGCUCCGCAGAGAUUAUGACGCGGCUCAGUGCUGUGGUGUUUUCCAUAGGAACCCCAUUCUGUCGGUUCGACACAACGUCGAGAGACCGACAGAAAGGGAACGUCUUGGUUAUGGAUGUAACCUCGGUUCCCUGAUGGAGGGAACGAGACGUUGUGUCCCUCAUGCCACAACACUGGCCGG